AUGUCUGUGGCUCUAGCUAAUGUAGCUGUUCUGAUUUCCAAGCCAAAUGGACGUAAAAAGCCCAUCAUCUGGAUCGAUUCUGGAAUACAUGCCUGUGAAUGGGUAUCGAUGGCCACAAACCAAUACUUUAUACACCAGUUGUUGACAAAGUAUGCAGAGAACUCGCAAGUUCAGAACUUUGUGGAUCAGAUUGAGUGGCACAUCUUGCCUGUCGUCAACCCAGAUGGAUAUGAAUACUCACACACACACGUCGGCGCCAGCAACGAUCCCUGCUCCGAUACAUACGCCGGUGCAACCCCAGAUUCUGAAGUAGAGACAAGGAACAUACGUGAUUAUAUACUGCCAAUAGCCAAGGAUAUAAAAGCGUUCAUCACUAUACACUCUUACACUCAGCUAUGGCUUAUACCGUGGGGCUACACUACGGGCUUGCCGUCCGACUACGAUGAUUUGUACGAUUUGGCGAUGAGAGCAACGAGCGCUUUGACAGCAGUGCAUGGUACGAGGUAUCAAGUCGGAACGGCAUCUAAUAUCUUGUAUGAGUCCACCGGGACAUCACGUGACUGGGCAAAGGGUGUUGCGAAGAUAAAGUACGUUUACACGGUCGAGUUACGAGAUACUGGCUACUACAAUUAUGAGCUGCCGGAAAAUCAGAUUGAACCAACGUGUGAGGAGACGUGGGAAGCUAUGAAUGUUGUCGCAAAGCAAAUCAUAUCAGAGUUUGCAUAG
Molecule: messenger RNA, 726 nt
Organism: Priapulus caudatus
Lineage: Eukaryota; Metazoa; Priapulida; Priapulimorpha; Priapulimorphida; Priapulidae
Product: carboxypeptidase B-like
Exons: 6
Coding region: 1-726 (241 amino acids)
Biological process (GO): proteolysis
Molecular function (GO): zinc ion binding; metallocarboxypeptidase activity
Source: RefSeq, a predicted model, not a curated record